UAUAACAUGUGAUCAAGCCACAUCUUUCAGAAGCUCAAAAUUCAAAACCUUUCUCCAAAAUCAAAAUAUUGAUAUACACUUUGCCAGUACUAGUAACAGCAAUGGCAUUGUCGAGAGAUACCACAACACGCUUUUAGAAAUGUACAUGUCAAACAGGAGAAAACUUGAAGAACUAACCUUAUACGAAGGGCUCUCCAUAGUAACUGCCCUAUAUAACGAUACCAAAUAUUCAACUACGAAAUUAAGACCUAGGGAUAUAAUUUUUGGAAAUUCUCAUUCAUUGAACCCGGAGGAUAUAAAUACACAGAAAGCAAAAAUAAUACUAACUGCCAGGGAAAAUAUUGCGUUAGAAGCGAGGACACACAAUCAGAAAAAUGAAAGUCAAAACAAUAAAGAAUAUGAAAACCUCACCAUCAGUGAAGCUUUAGUAAAAGGGAAAGGAAAGCCGACCCCUUACACCAAUAGAUUUAGGCCAAUUAAAAUCCAAAGUCAAACCAGCAAAACUGUAACAGAUGAAAAGGCUAUCAAAAUUCACAAAUUAGAUAUGAAAAGAGCUAACUAAAACAACACUUUAUAUUUUCUUGCAGAAUACUGUGGCUCCUUACGCUGGUAGGGAUGGCCACUUCAGACUUGAGAAUUCAUACCCUGGAUCAGAGUCCGAUCAUUAUAGUUCCGUUAGGACCCGCUAAAAUAAGCACUAGUUCUCAGCGAAUUGUGCACCCCAUAAACUUGACCUCAAUUGGAACAAUUGUAGAAAACUUUAACGCCGUUUCUAUGGAGAGAUUGUCGAAUCAAACGCCUUUUAAGUCAAUAGUUAAAGCAAAAUUAGACAAAAUAAACUUGAGUUACAACCGAAUAAAACCACUACGUAGGAGAAAACGAUGGGAAUCUCUCGGAAAGGCCUGGAAAUACGUAUCGGGAAGCCCUGAUGCAGACGACCUUAAGAUUAUAAAUUCGUCAUUAAAUUCAUUAAUUAGCGAGAAUAACAAGCAAAUAAGAAUCAAUAGUGCUUUCGAUUCACGAAUGAGCAACAUUACAAAAGCAAUUAACGUCAUACUGGAAAAUGAGGAAAAUGUAAUACAUUCCUUAGAGGGCUUUGAUGUAUUAGAAUUAAUAUUCAAAAUUGAUGAGCUAUUAUACUACUUAGACAUAAUCGAAGAGGCGAUCACACUAGCGAGACGGAGUAUCCCAAGCAGCCGCAUCAUUCACCUCGACGAAUUGGAAACCAUUCAUCAUUCCCUCAUUAAUGACGGUUUCGGGCUUAACUCGGUCGAUAGCAUACUUAGUACUGCCAAUGCCUACGCAGUAUUAAACAACGAAAUUUUCAUGUACAUACUGAAGAUACCCAGGAUCAAAAAUGUACAGUACACCCUCAACUUCAUUGAACCAGUCAUUGUAGAUCACCACAGAGUCCACCUACAAACACAGUUUUAUUUGAAAGGACAGAAAUCAUUCAUGUUAAAAAGCGCUUGUUCCAAAGCCAACGCCAUGUUUAUAUGUUCCUCAACGGAUCUAGAACCUUUGACGGGUUGUAUGCAACAAUUGGUCUCCGGAAAUACAGCAGAGUGUCCCAUAGAACGCACCUACGGAAACAAAACUAUUCGGAAAAUCAAUGAUGGCAAUAUAGUCGUCAAUGCAAUCAAGGUAACACUUUCGUCAAACUGUUCAGUCACCCAACGCACUCUACAGGGGUCGUUCCUAAUCCAAUACUCAAACUGUACACUGAAAUUGGAUGACGAGGAAUAUGUCAACACAAACAUGGAGAUACAGCCGUUCAUACCUACCACGGGAUUGAAGCCGAAAACCUCCAUUGGAAACUUCAUUUCCUGGGAUGGAUAGCAUCCGUAAUCUCAUCAACUUUACUAAUCUGCAUACUGGGUUCAUCCAUAAUCAUCGUUUUGAAAUUCGCCGCCUGGAAGACACUCCUUACCAACAGCAAACCAGAAGUCAUCGAACAGGAUACCAUCGCAUCAACCGAGGCCCAUCCCGAGUCCAGAGAGGUACCGCUGAUACUUCAGCAGUAGACGAAAGCCGAGGACGUCUUUCAGCUAAGGGGGAAGCCGUUACGGAACCGUUUGGUACAUCACGCCACUCGGGUCCGCCAACCUACGGUCGACAACGUGGAGCGUGCAGCGUCAGCAGUAUGCAGUCAUAAGAGGGCCGCGAGCGCAUGGCUCGCCCUCUUUUUCGCUGUGCAGUUCUUGUGGAGCACCGGUGGUGCCGUGUGAUUAGUGAUAAGUGAAUAAAUUGUUGAAAGUAGUUAGUUUUUAAGUUCCCAUAAGUUUAGGUACAGUAAUUUACAUUUAAUGCGACAUUUUUCUAAUUGGACAGACCUGUAUGCGACACGUUUAGUUAGACAUUUUUUGUAAACAUCGAGUUCGGGCCCAAAUUAUGGCCCCACAUUGAAAUUCGCCGCCAGACGUCGACGCUGUACCACUCUCAUCCUCAAUGUCCAAUUACAGGUCAAAUCGCCUCCAAUGCGACACUGAGUGGAUCCUCGGCAUGUCGCAUUAAAUGUAAAUUACUGUAUCAGUUUUCCAAACCAAAAGCUUUCAUUUAUGAUUCCUACAAUUUCAGAAGUUUAUAAAUUUUAAUUGCAAUCGCAAAAAAGACUAACAAACAUUAAAUGUCCACUUGCAAAUCUGGCAACUCUGUCUGGAAGUCCGUGAGGUAAAACGUCAU
Messenger RNA from Toxorhynchites rutilus septentrionalis, 2682 nucleotides. RefSeq lists its product as uncharacterized. The record is from RefSeq and is a predicted model, not a curated record. The coding region runs from base 616 to 1839 and encodes 407 amino acids. The transcript has 2 exons. NCBI's taxonomy places the organism in Eukaryota, Metazoa, Arthropoda, Insecta, Diptera, Culicidae.